AUGGUAUCCAUUACAACGGAUUUCAUCAGCGCCGGAGGCAACAGGAACCCAGAGGCAGCAGACUGGCACCAUCAGUCUGGGUUACUAGCCUUCGGUGCGAACAAUAAUGUUGCUAUUUGGAAUCCUUCAGACCAACAUGACAGAGGUGUAUAUACACUGCUUGUGGGCCACACGGACAAAGUAAACGCUGUCAAAUUUUAUACAUCUCCCACCAAUGGAUCGAUCCUACUCAUUACAGGCGGUAGUGAUCACACUAUACGAGUAUGGAAACCGGACACUUCGACUCCGCCUAACUUCUCACAAGUGGCGGUCGUGGAAGGUCAACAUAAAGGCUCUCUCAACUGUAUCGAGGUUGCAACUGGAUCGGAUAUCUUUGUUUCUGGCGCCGCAGAUGGGACAGUCAAGGUAUGGAAGAUGGUUGAGGAGGGAAACAACGUACAAUGCAAGCUAUUACAGAGCAUUUCAUUGAAACCUCGAUAUUUCCCAUUGGCUAUGGCACUGAAGCUACUAUCCAGCCAGGGUUCCGUUGAAAAAUCAGAUGGAAUGGUAUUGGCGGUUGGAGGGACCAGGGCUUCUGUUCAAAUCUACUCUGCGCAGGAUACCAAUGAUCUCAAAUUCGAGCUGAACGCUACUCUAACUGGUCACGAAAGCUGGAUCCGUUCCCUUGCAUUUUCGCCUGGAAGUGGUAGCGUGGGCGCUGAGGGAGAGCCCACAAAGUCACGAGAUUUCUUACUUGCGUCAUGCAGUCAGGAUAAAUAUAUUCGUUUAUGGAGAGUGAGCCCUGGAGAAGGUGCAGCUCCAGCUGUACCAAGGAACGUGGAAGAUCAGCUCUUGGCCGGUGCAGAAGGGGCAACGUUGACCCCGAAGGCACAUCGAUUUGAUAUGAACGGUGCCAAAUACUCAAUCACAUUUGAAGCUCUCCUUUUUGGCCAUGAAGAUUGGGUUUAUACCGUAGCCUGGAACCCGGAUCCUCUCCACCCACAGCUCCUAUCCGCUUCCGCUGAUAAUUCUCUAGUUAUCUGGGAGCGGGAUCCAAUUGCAGGUGUCUGGUUUUCAUUGUCGAGAAUGGGAGAAAUUAGCUCCUUAAAGGGGUCUACUACCGCAACUGGUAGUGCUGGUGGGUUUUGGAUUGGUCUUUGGUCUCCAUCUGGAGAUGUUGUUGUCUGCCUAGGCCGGACAGGGAGUUGGAGGUCAUGGCGACAUGAUGCUGCGGCAGAUGCAUGGCUACCCAUACCAGGGAUUACUGGGCAUGUUAGGGCAGUUGGGGACAUUGCAUGGGAGCCUAGUGGGGGAUAUCUUCUAUCUACCAGCGGCGACCAAACGACGAGGCUCUAUGCUGAGUGGAAGAAGGGCAGCCAUCACUCGUGGCAUGAGUUUUCACGACCCCAAAUACAUGGUUAUGACCUAAACUGCCUUGCACCACUAGGUCCAUCUAGAUUUGUCUCCGGUGCAGACGAAAAACUUCUACGAGUCUUUAAUGAAACGAAAGCAAUUGCUAACUUACUUACACGGCUGAGCGGGUUAGCCCAACCUUCUGAUAAUGAGGACAUGCCGGAAGCUGCCAGUAUUCCAGUCUUGGGCUUGUCUAAUAAAGCUAUGGAUGAGGAAGUUGCUGGAGACGAAGAAAUGAAUGAAGCAGGAGGGCAAGGGGAACAACAACCAGCACAAUCAGAGGUGUACAAUCUGGAGAUCGACCAUCCACCGUUGGAGGACCAUCUAGCUAGACAUACCCUUUGGCCUGAACAUGAGAAACUGUACGGCCAUGGAUACGAAAUUUCGGCCGUUGCUGCGAGCCACGAUCGAUCAAUCGUCGCAACUGCCUGUAAAGCCAGCUCUAUCGACCAUGCAGUCAUUCGUCUGUAUGACACCUCGACGUGGAAUGAAAUACGGCCUCCCCUAACCGCACACUCGCUGACGAUAACAUCUUUACGAUUCUCUGCUGAUGAUAAGUAUCUCCUGAGCGUCGGGCGUGAUCGACAAUGGGCAGUGUUUGAACGAGAUCCGGUCGACAAAUUAUUAUUCAAAUUAUUAACUUCUAACCCCAAGGGUCAUUCGAGGAUGGUACUAAGUGCAAGCUGGGCACCGCAUCCAACAGCUACGGUAUUUGCUACUGGUGGCCGUGACAAGUCAGUCAAGAUAUGGUCUCAGGAAGGAACCUCGUUCGUCGCGAAAACUACGAUCCCUGUUACUCACCCCGUUACUGCUAUCGAUUUCCUGCCUAUCACGGCGCAUGACGCUCUUUAUCUCGCCAUCGGAGAAGAUUCUGGCCGGAUAAGCAUUCGUAGGAUCGAGUUAGAAAGCCUAGAGGCAGGAGCAACGAUCGUGAUCCCGGAAGAAGAAUGUCCAUCCAAGUCCAUUACCCGGGUGGCAUGGAGGCCAGUGAAAGGACUAUUAGACGUGCAUGGAGAGGAUGUUGCAGCUGCCGGCAGGAAACCUGGAUGCCAACUUGCAGUUGCAAGUGAAGAUGCUUCGGUUCGUAUAUAUAAUGUUGAUAGCCUUCCAACGUAG
Molecule: messenger RNA, 2508 nt
Organism: Arthroderma uncinatum
Lineage: Eukaryota; Fungi; Ascomycota; Eurotiomycetes; Onygenales; Arthrodermataceae
Product: elongator complex protein 2
Exons: 2
Coding region: 1-2508 (835 amino acids)
Biological process (GO): tRNA wobble uridine modification; regulation of DNA-templated transcription
Cellular component (GO): elongator holoenzyme complex
Molecular function (GO): protein binding; DNA-binding transcription factor activity; sequence-specific DNA binding
Source: RefSeq, a predicted model, not a curated record